AUGUGGGGCGGGCAGUUUUAUGCCCGCAGUGCGGCUUCGCGACGAGCGGUGGAAAAACACAUCGCGGGCACUUGCCGGCGGAAGGCGCGAUGGGCCGGCCUCCCGGCACUGGGUAGAGCCUGGGAGGCCUUGGGCGCACCGUUCACAAGGACCUCAACGCCGCCAGGAGCGCCCAGGCCGCCUUUGCGGGAGCGAGUGGGUCAGGGCACCCCCGGCCCUAGGUGCCGGAAGUUUGGAAAGUGUAGCAGAACGCGGCACCACUUGCGCCAGCGCAACUGCACGCUGCGACGGUCAACGUGCCAGGAUGGUUUUGUAGAGACCGGGUUCCGCGCCGCGCGAUGCGGUCGUCUGCAGUGCCCCCGCUGGCCCAGCACACAUCCGCCCACCCGGCUGGUUGCGCGUGCGCCAUCGAAAGGGGCGCCCUGGCCGUUCUUUGCCCGGCCCUCCGCCCCCACAGCGACUGCAGAGGUUUUCUACUUUUUGGUGUUGCUGGGGUCCGGGGUGCACUAA
This is a messenger RNA of Trypanosoma rangeli, 510 nucleotides long. RefSeq lists its product as uncharacterized. Bases 1 to 510 code for a protein of 169 amino acids. Lineage: Eukaryota; Euglenozoa; Kinetoplastea; Trypanosomatida; Trypanosomatidae. The record is from RefSeq and is a predicted model, not a curated record. The transcript has a single exon.